AUGGGCACUGGAAUCGAUUCUGUGAUGACCGUUGCAAGCCAAGUCCAACAACAACAACAACAAGUCGACCAUGACGAGGGUGUCGAGGUGACUACCGUGGUGCCAGUCCAAGAGAAUGAGAUUGUGUUUGUGGCAGCCCAAGAAGAGGAUGAGAAUGACUCUCCACAAGAAGAACCGAGUGUUCCGGUUUCUGCUGAUGAUGCAUCUUCCCGAGGUUACUGCGGCUGUGGCUACGACAAUGUGGCCAUGGCCAAGGGGAUAUCAUUGUUGGGAACGGCCCGUGGUCCCAUUGUCAUGUCCAAUAUCUUCUUGUCGACAGCACUCAUCUAUUUGGCGAGUGAACAAGUGGGGUGUCUGGAAACUACGCCCGAAGGAGAAACACAAGUCGUGGAAGACUGCGAGGAACGUGUUUAUGGCGUCUUUUCUCCGGCCGCACUGAUUACCAAUAUUGCCGUCAUUUCCGGAUUGCUGGCCGCCUGCCUCAUGCCCAUUGCCGGUGCCAUUGUCGAUUAUACGGCCCAUCGAUGGACCACGGGUGUCGUAUCCGCACUGCUCAUUACGAUUAUUCAAAUCAUUCAAAUUGCCACCAACAGUUCCAAUUGGUUCCCCAUGGCCAUUCUUCAAGCCGUGGCGGGAUGUUUUUAUCAGAUACAAGUAUUGGCCACAUGGGCCUAUUUGCCCGAUAUUGCCCGACAAGUCAACAAUGAAACCACAAUGACGCGAUUCACAUCCAACUUUACCAUGGUACAAUUCACGGCACAAGCGGCCUUUUUGUUUUUGGUAGUGGCCAUUUCCACAACACUCAAUCUGACCGAUGUCAAUACCGGUCGUCUCAGUCAAGCCAUGAAUUCCCUCGGGAUUGUUGUUUCCUUCAAAUGGGGAUGGACACUCCUUCCCAUUGUUCCAGCACGGCAGUCGUUAUUGCCCCAAAAAAAUCUAUUGUGGCAAGGAUUUUUGCAAAAUUGGAAUACGGCCCAAAAAAUCAAUCGCGAGUAUCGCAACAGUCUGCGAUGGUUUUUAUUGGGCAUUCUCUUUGCCGAACCGGCGGCCAAUGCAUUCACGGUCGUGGCCGUCGUCUUUUUGAAUGAACAACUCGGCAUGGGGGGCAAUGACAUUGGCAUUUUCUUUGGCGUCGUAUUGGUCGCCAUGGUUCCCGGAGGACUCAUAUUUCAUGGAUUGACCUUGCGGACCGAUCCCAAUACGGCACUCCGGGUCUCCAUGCUAUUAAUGUUUCUAUUGGUCGUUGUGGGAGCACUGGUAUUGACACCCGACAAUGUCUUUCCCAUUGCGUACAUUUGGGGAUUGGCUGUGGGACUCAUUUUGGGAUGCUUUUAUCCCUGUCAACAAUUGUUUUAUAGUUUUGUCGUGCCACGGGGACAAGAAGCCGAAUUCACUGGAUUUUAUGUCUAUUGUACCCAACUGCUCGUGUGGUUGCCACCCCUGGUCUUUUCGACGAUGGUCGAAGCACACGUCGAUCAACGAAUUGGAUUGAUUGUGGUCGGCUCCUUCUUUUUGAUCUCGAUUGCCAUUUUCUCCAUGGCGCCGCCCUUUGACGAAUUGCUACUGGAAGUACACAGCAAUGAUAAGAACCGAUUGUCGUUUCGAGGACUUGACGACAAUGAUGCGUUUGUGGCGGACAACACCCGGGAACUGUCUGAAGCCAUGGUAUCCACAGACACCAAAGAUGAUGGAGUGGAACACAGUCCUGUCAAACAACGCACCGGGAAUGCGAUCCAGAACAAUGAAGCGGGGAGUGUGCCAUCCGAGGACAAUGUCAUGGCACCGUCCUCGAAUGAAACAAGUGGGAGUCAGGACGAUGAGAGCUCGGACGACCCUUCCAUGGAUGUCAAGUGUCAAGUCCUCCUCAGCGGAAGACUGCGAAUACCAGCAUCUGAUAGGCCAAAGGCUCCCAAACGUGACCAAGAGACAUCAGAAUGA
Seminavis robusta is the source of this 1938-nucleotide messenger RNA. The record is from the annotation of a GenBank genome assembly. NCBI's taxonomy places the organism in Eukaryota, Bacillariophyta, Bacillariophyceae, Naviculales, Naviculaceae.